Messenger RNA from Rangifer tarandus platyrhynchus (Svalbard reindeer), 297 nucleotides. The record is from the annotation of a GenBank genome assembly. Lineage: Eukaryota; Metazoa; Chordata; Mammalia; Artiodactyla; Cervidae.
AUGAAGUCCAAGUCCGCUUUGCGGCACCCGCCCCGCUGGGAGUCGCGCGGGGAUCCCGUCUCCGCGGAAGCACCCCAGCGGGUUCUUUCCCGCUCUCCGACCUCCCCUCCCGCCCCAGGGUCCCGGCGCGUCCCCGCGGCGCGCUGUGCGGAGCCGGGAGCCGCUCCAGGGCAGACGGCCUGGGGCGAGCUAGGGCGUUUGGCGCCGCGGCUGCAUCCUCCGCGGCAGGCCGGUGACAGGGAACCGUCCUGGGGCCCUUCCAGCCGGCUGUCCGGAGCCACCCGGCUGCCGCUUUGA